This is a messenger RNA of Dreissena polymorpha, 627 nucleotides long. Its product is annotated as putative nuclease HARBI1. The coding region runs from base 84 to 560 and encodes 158 amino acids. NCBI's taxonomy places the organism in Eukaryota, Metazoa, Mollusca, Bivalvia, Myida, Dreissenidae. The record is from RefSeq and is a predicted model, not a curated record. The transcript has 3 exons.
CCAAUAUCUUGUUUGAAAACGUCGAAAAUGUCCCGCGUAGAAGAUUGUUUGACAGAGAAAAUCCUCUAGACGGUUUGUCGGAAAUGGAGGUUUAUAGGAGAUACCGAUUUAUUCCGGCAACUAUACUGACCUUAUUAAAUUUGGUCGCCGAUUCUCUGGACUUUGGAACGCUGCGGAAUUCUCCUCUCCUGCCGAUCCAGCAGCUGUGCAUAUUUCUUCGUGCCAUGGCGACUGGAUCCUUCCAACUAGUCGUAGGAGACACUGUUCGAGUCAGUCAGCCAUCCGUAUCAAGAUGCUGCCGACGAGUUGGACGAGCAAUAGCUCGACUAGCUCGCCGUUACGUACGGUUUCCUGACAGGGAAGAGUGCAAAACUCUAAAAUCCAGAUUUCAGUCCAUUGCUGGAUUUCCAAAUGUAAUCGGACUGAUUGAUGGAACUCAUGUUCGCAUUCAAAGGCCAAAGAACCACGAAGCCGAUUUCAUAAAUAGAAAAGGCUACCAUUCUUUGAACGUGCAAAUGGUAUGUGACCACAGCAAAAAAAGUGAGGAGCUUAACAGCUAAAUGGCCAGGAAGCACACAUGAUGCGAGAAUAUGGAGAGUGUCAUCUACGGAACCAGUUCGAACAAGG